Molecule: messenger RNA, 7274 nt
Organism: Salvelinus fontinalis (brook trout)
Lineage: Eukaryota; Metazoa; Chordata; Actinopteri; Salmoniformes; Salmonidae
Product: meiosis-specific nuclear structural protein 1-like
Exons: 29
Coding region: 324-4232 (1302 amino acids)
Biological process (GO): cilium organization
Cellular component (GO): motile cilium
Source: RefSeq, a predicted model, not a curated record
AAGAUUUUGGGCGGAGUAAACACUUCCUCUGUUUGUCAACAGUUACCACUUCCACAAAGUCAUAAACCCUGCCUAUUUCUAUAAUUUAUCUUCUUAACAUGUGAUGUUAAACCAAACCAUAACCACACUGCUAACUCUAACUAAUUGUUGUUUUCAUGGAUUUUAACGAUAUAGCUCAUUUUGAGGCUGUGGUAACCUUCCUUUCAGCAAACCCCACAUUUCCCAUCAGCCACCACAAUAUUCAUAGGCGCUCCAUUGAAGGUAUUUCUCAUUUUGUACUAAGGACUAACCACCCAGUUAAGCGUUAGAUUAAAAGCUUCACAAUGUCCGAGCUUUUUAUGGAAUGUGAGGAAGAGGAGCUGGAGCCAUGGCAGAGACAGACACCAGAAGUUAAUUUGUUGGGCGACGGUAAACAUGAUGAUGGCGACGACGACGAUGAACCUAUAUUUGUUGGGGAGCUUAGUACUUCAAAGGGCACCACUAUUAACGCCAGACCAACAAACAACCAAAGAAAUGUGAAGACCACCCCAGUUCAAAGUGGCGGAGUUGGAAGACCAAGAGCCUCUAGGAUGACAAUGACACACAACUCCCCCCAAGCUCAUAUCACUCGGGGUCCAGUUCCACAGAACAUCAUAAUUCCUGGGAAAGGGUUGAACAAUGCACCUCGACCCUUAACAGCAGUACCACCACAGCCCAUCAUUAUCAACAACCAGGGUUACAUUAUGACCACACCACAGUUAUCGGCCAACUCAGCUUUCCUCGCUUCCCUUGGGAAACAGUAUCCCCCUGGGACAUCUUUCACUGUGGUUCCAGCAGGCCAGCAGCACAUUCUGCAGCAGAUGACUCCAGCAGCAGGCCAGCAGCACAUUAUGCAGCAGGUGACUCCGGGGAAGCCUUUACCUGGGGUUAUCCACAGGCCUCAAGUGCACAUGAUCCACAACAACGUAGUGACCUUGUCCAAUGUGCAGGGCCCCGCUGCAUUGUCUUCCCAGCCCAACCGCCCAAAUUCUACCAACCUCCAGAUUGUGUCCCCAGUUAUUCAAGCCAAAGGCAACAGCUGGGACUAUGGCAAACGAGGUUUACCUCAAGACCAAAACAGCACAGCUAAAAAAGCAAAGCAGGACAUCGGGUCUCCCCACACCCAGGAGAUAUUAGAAAAUGGAGCACGUUUUUGUAAAAAAUGUCCAAAGUGUAAAUUUGAUUUCUACCAACAAGUUGUCAUGAAAGACCACAUGGUGAAAUGUUGUCCUCACCUGUUGGAGUGUGUCUUCCCCUCAACCCCAAAGUCUACUUACCUUUUUGCAAGCAAGCGCAUCAUGCUUGUCACAGACUUCUACUAUGGUAGAUUUGAGGGAGACAAACCCAAAUCGCAGCAGCAGAAGACCCCAUUUACCUAUAAGUGCCAGAGCUGUUUGAAAGUACUCAAGAACAACGUCAGGUUCAUGAACCACAUGAAGCACCAUCUGGAGCUGGAGAAGCAGAACAGUGAGAGCUGGGAAAGCCACACUACCUGCCAACACUGCUACCGGCAGUACUCAACCCCAUUCCAGCUGCAGUGCCACGUUGAGAGUGCCCACAGCAUGGUCGAAUCUUCAACCAAUUGCAAGAUAUGUGAAUUAGCCUUCGAGUCUGAGCAAGUGCUCCUGGAACACAUGAAGGACAAUCACAAGCCUGGCGAGAUGCCCUAUGUCUGCCAGGUGUGCAACUACCGGUCUUCAUUCUUUACCGAUGUGGACACACACUUCCGUACGGUGCAUGAAAACACAAAGGAUCUCCUUUGUCCGUUCUGCCUUAAAGUUCUUAAAAGUGGUCAUGUCUACAUGCAGCACUAUAUGAAGCAUCAGAAAAAAGGAAUUAAUCGUUGUGGGAAAUGCAGGCUGAAUUUCCUCACCUACAAGGAGAGAGUGGAUCACAAGACUCAGCACCAUAAGACUUUCCAAAAACCCAAAGCUCUGGAGGGCCUUCCUCCUGGAACCAAGGUGACUAUCCGGGCCUCUCUGACCGGGCCAUCUCCCAGUUCCACCCAUGCUGCUGAAAAAUCCAGUGUCAGUGUCAUACCAGAGGUCUCAGGCAUGAAGGUAGCCAAUGUAAAAGCACAGAGCAGUAUAUCUACCACACAGGGCAGCAGUGGGGGGAAAGGCAAGGCCACAGUGAGCAAGAAGCUCCUCAAGCAGCAGAAGAACAACCAUGUGUUGCAGAGUCUCAGUAUUGGCGAAAGAAGACACACCUGCAUUGAGUGCUACUCGGAGAUUCAUGACUUCUAUAGUCACUAUCCCAUGGUUGCAAUUUGUGGUGCGUGCAAGUAUCGGACAAGUUGCAAAACUUCAUUUGGAAACCAUAUGAUAAGGUUCCAUAGUGCCAUCUCAAAAGAGAGAUUCCGGAAAAUGAGGAAAAUCCCAGUUGUCCUAAGGAAUUUAACCCUUGUCUGUCUGAACUGUGACUUCCUGGCGGAUGCGCAUGGAACUGACCUCAUGAGCAAGCAUUUGAUUGACAGACCACACCACGUCUGUAAGGUCAUACUAGAGAAAGGAGAAGGUGGUGCUGUAGAUGACGGCAUUAGAGGAAAUAAGCAAGGGAUGUCUGCUCUGAUGUUCCCUGAUAUCCAGAAUGCUGAAACUGCCACAGUGAGUGGCGCUUUUGAACAAUUGCACAGCGUUCCCAGAUUGGAGGAGACCUCCAAUGUCUUGUGUAUCACCCCAGCUGCUGAAAGAGGGUAUGGGCCAGAGGCUUCAAUGAGCCAGCGGCGCAACAUGACGCACAGUCAACAGCAGAGGGUGAUCUCGGAAUUUCGACGGCAGGAAGAGCAACGAGAAGACCAGACAAAACGCAUCACUAAGGACAGACAAAUGCAAGCCAAUGUAAUGAGUGAGGAGAGACUUGAAAAGAAGCGAUACCUACGCAAGUUGCAAGACGAGCUGCACGAAAGCCAAAUUGAGAAUGCUCUCAUCAAGGCAGAGGAGGAGAGAAUAUACAAGGAAAAGCAACUGCAACAAGAGGAGAGAAUGGCACAAGAACUGGCCCGCAUCAGCUAUGAAAAGCUUAGAGAUGUAAAAAUGAGGCAAUAUAUAAAAGAGAACAGUGUUGAACUCCGUGAGUUGGAGGGGCAGCUCAAGUCUGCAUACCUAAACCGGGAGAGGGCUGCACAGAUUGCUGAAAAGGAGUCUAUGAGAUAUGAGACAGUGCGUCAGGAGGCUGAUAUUGCUCGUAAGAUGAAGAGCGAGCAUGAGCGGGCCUCUAUGGAGCAGGAGAAGCAAGACCAUAAGCGCUACGAGGAGGUGGUGCAGUACCAGCAGGAGCUGGAACAGCAGCUGGAGGAGAAAGAGCACAAGAGACAGGAGGCUUAUGAGGAGUUCCUCAAGGAGAAACUCAUGGUUGACGAAAUCGUCAGGAAGAUCUAUGAGGAGGAUCAAAUGGAGAGGCAGUUAAGACUGAAAAAGAUAACAGCCACUCAAAGGUACAUAGAGGAGUUCAAGAGCCAGCAGACUGAGUGGAGACUGAUGGAGCGGGAGAAGAUGGAGGCUGAGAACAGACGCAUCCUGGAAUUUGCCAGUUACCAGCAGCAUAAGGAGAAGAGCAGAAUGGAGAAAGUCAGAGAACGAGAGCAGGCAAAAGAACAUCUUCACCAGAUGCUCACUGAGAAGAUUGAAAUGGAGAGGCAGCAGCGUGACGAGAUGGAGCGUGUUCGUGAAGAGCUUUGUCUGGAGGAGCAAGCCGAAGCUGCAAGGCAGAAACAAAUCGAAGAUAUGGAGAAGAGAAUCAGACAGAGGCUGGAGUUGCAGCAGACCUGCCAAGAGCAAAUAGCCUUCAAGGAAAUGCGGAGGCAGGCUGAGAAGGUGGAGGAGGAGGCCUUCAGGCAGAUGAUGAUGGCCAAGUUUGCUGAGGAUGACCGCAUAGAGCAGAUGAAUGCCCAGAAACGUCGCAUGAAGCAGCUUGAGCACAAGAGGGCUGUGGAGAAACUGCUGGAGGACAGGAGACAGCAGUACCUGGCUGACAAGGAACGUGAGGCUGAAGAAAGAGCAAUGGAACAGGAGAGGGAGACAUUGCGUCGACAGAUCAUUGAGGAGGAAAGGCAAAGCCUUCUCAAACUCCAUGCCACAAAACUUCUGGGCUAUCUACCUAAGGGCAUAUUCCGGGAAGAUGACCUUGAACACUUUGAUGAGGACUUCAGAAGCAAUUUCCAAAAGCGCCAGGCCGACAUCUUUGAUGAAGAGGGCUGGGGAGAUGAUGAAUAACCACUUCCUAUACUACACCACUAGAUGGCAUUAUUGGGUAGAUGCUGUCUAGUGUUUUUUUGUGUGUAUCAAAUGGUGGAUUUCUUAUGGUGAUGGUGUACUCAAAUGUAUUAAUUUGCAAAGACUAAUUUGUAUCCCACUAUAUGCAUAUCACCACACCUUAAAUCCUAACAUGGAGGUGCAGCAAUUUUCAGUGUAAGUCAUUUGGUAAUAAAAAUAACUACACCAUUUCCUUUAUUAGGUGAUAAUGCAACUACAGUUUAAAUUGAUUUAACCCAUUAUUGUAAUAAAAUGGUAAACUUUUAAAAUACAACUGCAUUACAAAUAUAUUCUGUAUAAAUGAACAAUAACUUCCACACAAUAUUAAAGGACACAUAAUCAAUGUUGUUGCUAACCAUAAGAAUACAUUCAAGGCAAGCAGGAUUGUAUUACAUACAUUUUUCAGUAUUGCUUUAUGAUUUCCCCUAGUCAAGAGCUUUCAUGAAUCCCUCUUCUGUAAAUGACAACAUCUUGGCAGCUUCUAAAUGCAUCUGCUCAAGCAAGAGGAAAAAUAUGUGCGUUUGAUAAGGAGAAAUACCAAUAAUGAUACUGCCUUGUAAUAAUUACUUGCAUUUAAUAUGAGGACUUUUUGCCUUUUCAGUAUAUCAAUCAGUUUGAGUUGUUUUUAAAAACCCACUAUCAGUUCAGCUUUUUGCUUUUCCAGCUUCUUGUUUUUGGCUUUUAAUGUCUUUAUUUUUUUAUGCUCCUGGUUUGCUGUGUCCUUUUGGAAAGGAUUGACAUAAAACACGUUUAUUUAACCUGGGUUAUACAAGUGACAGAAGCAAAACUUGAAAACCAAAAUCUGAACUAUACUAAUAGCAUGGCACUAUCUAUCAAUACAAUUUAGUGUAAAUGAUUGAUGUGAUCACUAAAUGCACUGAUAGGUGGUUUAAUUUACCUUGCUCGUCUGCUUGAGUUUGGUCAGUUGUGUCUUGGACCUCUCAACUUCCUCCGACACUCUGUUCAGUCUAACCUCCACGGCACUGUGAUUGGUUGCUGCCUGUUUUUGUGCUCUCUUCAAACCCUCGAUUUCUUUUGUUAAACACACACGGGGGCAAGCUAAAUCAGUAAAAUAAUUUUGUGUAAUGUUUUUAUAGCGCACCAACACACAUUUUCAAAAGCACUGUAAUGAUAAUGGUAAUAUUUGGUUAGAUGGCUACAAAAACUGACUGUCAUCACAUUUACUUAUUAAUUUUACAUUUCAGAAAUUAAAUGUGAAUAGUUAUAAUUUAAACCGAUAAUUUUUGUGACUAAGCAAUAGGAAGCCAUCAACCAUUCAUUCUUCUUUUCUUUGGGAGUGGACAUACACUAAGUGUACAAAACAUUAGGAACACCUGCUCUUUCCAUGUCAAACUGACCAGGUCCCAUGCUUUUGUUCAAUCUUUACUAACGACAUGCCACUGGCUUUGAGUAAGGCCAGUGUGUCUAUGUAUGCGGAUGACUCAACACUAUACUCGUCAGCUACUACAGCGACUGAAAUGACUGCAACACUUAAAGAGCUGCGGUUAGUUUCAGAAUGGGUAGCAAGGAAUAAGCUAGACCUAAAUAUUUCCAGAACUAAAAGCAUUGUAUUUGGGACAAAUCAUUCACUAAACCUCAACUGCGUCUCGUAAUGAAUAAUGUGGAAAUUGAGCAAGUUGAGGUAACUAAACUGCAUGCUAACCCUGGAUUGUAAACUGUCAUGGUCAAAACAAACACAAGGAUACAACAGUAGCUAAGAUGGGGAGAAGUCUGUCCAUAAUAAAGCGUUGCUCUACCUUCUUAACAACACUAUCAACAAGGAAGGUCCAACAGGCCCUAGUUUUGUCACACCUAGACUACUGUUCAGUAGUGUGGUGUCAUGACGUUGGCCUGUUGGGGGAGGUUUAUGACCCCCAUAAAUACCUUUCCCCUUUUCCCUCUCUCUACUUUAUAGAGUUGACUCUUGUAAAGCCUUUGUAACAUAGAGUCUGGUAACAUCGAAAGGUGGGAAACGGAACCAUAUUUCGGUAAUCCAACCAGUUGAAAAUAUGCGUUUGUACUUAAUGAAUAUGAUCUCAGAUCAGUUGUUGUCUGAGAUAUUACUACUAAUGACAGGAUGACAUAAACUGUAUCUUGGAAAGUCGACACAUUCUAGUUAUCAGAUUCACAUGGAAUUGUUGUGCAAUUUAAAUGUUUAAAUAUGAAAGUAUUUGUGAAAAGAUUAAAUGUAAUUUUAGCUUCUUAAAUGAGAGAAUGGUUUGUCAUAGAGAAACUCUGCUCACUCAGAGGCCCCACCCAAGUGAACAGAAUUUGGUUGUAAACUAUGAAACACGCCCUUCUUUCACCACUAUAUAAACCCGUUGAGGAAAAUUCAACUUGCUGUUCCGAGGACGACGGUCCUACGUUAAAAGGGCUCAGAUAAUAUCCUAACGAAAUUAGCAUUGUGUUCAAUGUGAAGGUGACGGUCGACACGCCGAAAGGAUUUCAACUAUACCAGCCAGAAUAUAGCAUGAGCUUACAAGUAUGGCAACUUGGUAUGAACUUUGAACUCUUAUUCACUCCAGAAGUGAUACCUCCUAGCCGUUGAGUUAGCAGCAGCCGCUGUAAACGUGGGCUAGGAAAGGACGAACGACGUAUUCAAUCUAACACGCACAACGAUACUACAACGUAUCCAGUUUACCACCAGAGACAUUCUUCAGAGGACAAGAGAUCCCUGCUGGGCAUCCCAGCCUUCCAUCUACGACCAACCUAUUGAAGAGUAAAUAUUUAUUGCAUUUUCCUUUUUCCAAAUGGGCGGUUAUUUAGAAUCCAUAAGACUCUGUAUUUACGAUAGCAUAGCUUCUCCCUUUUGUUACUCAGUCUUCCCGCUCUUUCAUUCAAAACCCAGCCCCCUUUCUUUGUGUAACCAGCCGUCAUAUCUGUUCCGUCCACUAGGGAUGUUUUCCUUUAUGACAUAAUUUGUAAUCAAUGUGUGAUCCAUUCUGGGUAGAUGUAAUUCUGUGUGAUUAUUUAGGUAUUUAGUAAAUAAAUAAUUAAACCAAA